CCCCGCACUCAGCUUACUGUAUCGUCUGUAUAUAUAUUUGUUCAUCCUCGGGUAUUGCUAUAUAGAUCCUCUAUUAUACUUUCUUUAUUCCUUUGGUAGGGUAUUGAAGAGCUUUAAAACGCCGUCAAGGAACACCUCUCGCUUCAGUUAUUAAAUUCCAUCUCGACUAUCCCUAAUACCACCAUGUCCGCCGAACGCCGCUGGGACGAGCGCCACUUCCAUCUCGAAGAAUCAACCACCCAAAACGGUGGAGCUCGCACUAUCUUCAUUGAACACAUGACGCCCGGUACCACCGUCCCACCUCACUUCCACACCCGCUUCGCCGAGACCUUCGAUCUCCUCAGCGGCUCCAUCUCCGUCUACAGCAGCACGACCCCCGACCUCGAGGUCUUGGAAGCCUCAGUCACGCCUCUGGAGAUCGGCAAAACGUCCAGUGUUGAGCCGGGGGUGUACCACAAGUACCAAGUCGGCCCGGAACAGACGGAGCUCAGAGUGAUUAUCACGCCGGGCGACGCGGAUUUUGAGAAGGCGCUGAUGGUGAUGAAUGGACUGCAUGCGGAUGGGAAGAUGGCGGGGCUGGCGGAUAGUGUGUUGCUUAUGGCGGUGGCUAUGGACUUAUGUGAUGCGCAGCUCAUUGGGCCGGCAGCGGGGAUGCUGGAGGGCGUUAGGGCAGAGAAGAAAGAUGAAGUUCAGGCACUGAAAAAGGAGCUUCUAGAGAAAUAUGAUACGGAGGAGGCUUUGAAAGGGUUGCUGGCUAAAUUUGAGUAAGUUGCGCAUGAUGCAAGGACGAUGUGUAUCCUAGGGAAUAUGCACAUAUUUUAUUUUAGUUGGUAUUUGUAAUUGUAUCGUAGUGAGUAGGCGCAUCUUAUCGACCAGCCCAGC
Pseudogymnoascus verrucosus is the source of this 882-nucleotide messenger RNA. RefSeq lists its product as uncharacterized. The transcript has a single exon. The record is from RefSeq and is a predicted model, not a curated record. NCBI's taxonomy places the organism in Eukaryota, Fungi, Ascomycota, Leotiomycetes, Thelebolales, Thelebolaceae. Bases 184 to 768 code for a protein of 194 amino acids.